GUCCACAUUGAAACCACUUUGGCACCUUUUUAAGGUUAUUCUCACGCCUCUCAUUGGUUGAAUAAAACACCCGAAAAUGUUGUGGGAGCGUGUGUAUGCAUUGCAGAAAGUGCAAGAUUUUUCUUUCCCAAAGUGUUACCCUACCUGAUAGUUCAGCCUUGCUUACAAACAUCAGGACACCUAAACAUCCUAACAUUCACAUUUUCGAGCGCUGUGACCGGAAUUCGGUAUUAGAUCCCCGGUUCAGGUGCCUCACUGAUAGUGCAUUCGAGCUUUGUUGUGCUCCCAUCGGUGCGUACCACCCACUACAACAACGGAUAUAGCAGGUUGGGAGGAAAAUCAUGGCUAAGAAGGGGCUAUACAAAGAAGUUGAUAAUGACGUCCAGGUGAAAUACUCAUACCAUAACGACUGGAAAAUUUCAUUAGCUGUGCACACGCUUUUGAUGGUCCUCACAAUCUCGCUGUCCAGAUGCUUUUCAUUGACAUAUAGACAAACAGCAGUCAUAGCCAUAUCGGCGAGUACUAUUCUUCUGAACUUCUUACCAAUAAAUAGCUACCGCUCAGUGUCAAUGACUAAGUCUAUAGGCCUUGAAGUAACAUCAACUACAGGUGUGAUCUUUAAAAGCACAUCCCAUAAGUUGGUACCAACAGCUGAUAUCAUAGAUGUCGUAAUAUUGGAAGGGUUCAAAGGACUGGAGGUGAUAUACUACCUAGCCUGUAUUGUAAAUAAGGAGAACAAGUUGACCUUGAUCUUACCAGAUGUAAGUCUAUCGCUCAGCUCGCUCAAUGAGAUUAGAAAGAGCAUCAAACAGUUAGUAUGAAACUACGCUUUUAGAAUGAAUUAAACACAUCCCUUCUAAAAAAAUACAUAAAUGUGUCAGAAUUGAAACAGAGUCUGUCAUU
This is a messenger RNA of Williopsis jadinii, 903 nucleotides long. RefSeq names its product phosphatidylinositol N-acetylglucosaminyltransferase GPI15 (gene GPI15). Gene Ontology annotation, cellular component: glycosylphosphatidylinositol-N-acetylglucosaminyltransferase (GPI-GnT) complex. The record is from RefSeq and is a predicted model, not a curated record. Gene Ontology annotation, biological process: GPI anchor biosynthetic process. The coding region runs from base 342 to 821 and encodes 159 amino acids. NCBI's taxonomy places the organism in Eukaryota, Fungi, Ascomycota, Saccharomycetes, Phaffomycetales, Wickerhamomycetaceae. The transcript has 3 exons.